GGUUUCCGAUUCGCGCGACGCCGACGCUUCCCGCUCUGCGAUUGGCUUCUCACUACGACUGCUACACGGUGCUCGAGUUUAGUGGGAUAUUAGCACGCCCUGCAUCGCAGACAGCGUGACAUAUUGCCGAAGGAGGUUUCCUGCCCGCUACCUAUGGCAUCGUGCACUUCGCCGCAUACAGGACUCGUGGACCCCUCCAUGGACGGGCGACCCUACUAAACUAUCCCCACUGCCCACCAUAUCACUCACUGUUAGCAAGGCUUCCAUGUCCUCUGGAUCCCAUGACCCCUGCAAGGGCCCAGCCAACCCUCCCCAGGAACUCUUGCAGUUCCCUGACGGCCAAACUGCUAAACUGUGGCGGACGGGAACACCAAACGCAAACUCUGUCGUCAUAUCACUGUCAACAUCUGCACCUCCACUCAGGGCGUCCAGCGAUGUCUGCCUCGCACGUUCCAGCACGCCGAGAGUUAGUGCUGAUGACGUUAGCGACGACAUCACGAGAACGACGGGACUUACACCGCCGGCCAUCACCUUCGAUGACUCGUGUGACAACAAUAACUCGUCCAUCGCGGAAAAUGCUGUCAGCAUUUCUGAAGCCACCAGCAAAGAAGACGCAGCAUCAGCAACGCCCAGUGUUCAGCAGCACUUCAAGCAGGACUUCACUUGUAGAGGAUUCACAUUUCCGAGACUUACGAACAGUUUCAAGGAGAAGAAGCUAGAGCAAGCGUACCAGAGGUACUCACAUAGGCAGAGACAGAGGGCGCUAGUGAUGGUGAAUGUGAUCGACAUUUUUUUGAAGGUGGCCAUAUUGGUGGUGUUUUUCGUGUCGGCGGAUUACAGUGCGCAUCGAGUUCAGUGCGCGCUCUUAAGAACUUUGCCCUGGAUUGGAGUGAAUGUGGUGCUGUGUUUGCUCACGUGUUGGAGGUGUUUUGCGCAUCAGUACCUUCAUUGGGGUGCUUUGCUCAUUUGGCUAGCGUUAAACGCCGAAGGGAAUGCUAACUUCGGCGUUACGUGGUCCGAACUGCGGUUCGAGCUCGGAGGUGACGUCACAGGGGACGCCGUGUGGCAUACCAUGUUCGUGGUGUUCGUCACGUACGCUAUGCUGCCUCUUCCACUGAAGUGGUGCAUUGUGAGCGGUGGACUGGCUUCGGCACUUAAUGUCACCGUCUGCUGUAUUUAUCGUUCGGAGGUUGAUGAGCCUGAAUUCUUAAGAAUGGUCCUCACAAAUUCGUGUCUCUACGUGUGCAUCAACUUUGUGGGAAUGUACACGAAGUACCUGACGGAUCGAGCCCAGCGGAACGCUUUUCUGGAGACGAGGAGGUCUAUCGAAACGCGCUAUAGGACAGAAAAAGAAAUUAAGAAACAGGAGAGUUUGCUGCUGUCCCUGCUACCACGGUUCGUUGCCCAAGAAAUCAUCAAAGACAUCUCUAACGAGGACGACCAUCGAAAAUUCUUCUCGGCCCAAUUUCACAAAAUCUACAUACACUGCUACGACAAUGUCAGCAUACUUUUCGCCGACAUCAAAGGGUUCACCGCUCUUGCAUCCCAGUGUUCAGCGCAGGAACUUGUCAAAGUGUUGAAUGAUCUCUUUGCCAGGUUCGACCGCCUGGCCAACGAGAAUCAUUGCCUUCGAAUCAAACUUCUGGGCGACUGCUACUACUGUGUAAGUGGCCUCCCCCAUGCACGGCCAGACCAUGCCCACUGCUGCGUCGAGAUGGGUCUCCACAUGAUACAGGUCAUCAAAUUUGUUCGGCAGAAAACCAGCGUAGACCUCAACAUGAGAAUCGGCAUCCACACCGGGUCUGUUCUGUGCGGUGUACUUGGGCUGCACAAGUGGCAGUUCGACGUCUGGUCCAAUGACGUCACACUCGCCAACCACAUGGAAUCGGGAGGCAUCGCCGGCCGCGUUCAUGUCUCGAAGGCGACCCUGGAAGCCCUGGGUGAUUCGUACGCCGUCGAACCCGGGUUUGGAGAGACUCGUGACGCUUACUUGAGGCAGAACAGCGUGGAGACAUUCCUCAUCAAGAGGACCGAACCGACGACAUACAAGAAAGGCAACAAGCGCCGGAAGCGACGAAGCACUCCUGACGACAGACAGAGCACGACGAGUCUUCAGCUGAGCAAUGGUGCGAACGGCGACCAUCGUACAGGGGGCGUCGCACCUUUGGAGGAAAACAACACAACGGCGUUGGACUGGACGCCUGAAAUACCUUUUGAGAAUUUGGAUAACCUAGGCAACUUGAACGACGAAGACGCGUUGGAUGGCGAGCCAGGCUCCGCAGCAGCACCUGCGCAGGACGGAGCACUACCCGGCGGAGAUUGUAUUUCGCCGGAGGCCGAAAGUCGUUCAUCCGUUCGCCGUCACACGGGCCUGACUGCGUCCGUCAGUGAGGACGUCAACGAGCUCAUCGAUCACGAGAUCGAGAUUGAGGGCAACAAAAAGAUGGGUCGCGAAAAUGUCAGCCUCUUCACCCUUGCCUUCAAAUGCCGCCUCACAGAAAUUCAGUUCCAACAACACCAGGUUCAUGAUACGGUGUUCCGUUCGAACAUGACUUGUGCCUUCAUAGCGUGGUUAUUCAUCAUCAUCUGCCAGGGAGUAAUGUUGCCAAAAUCCUUGUUCAUGGCCAUAUCCUACCCCAUCGUCUCUCUUCUUCUCAUCGUCAUCGUAAUUGCUGCGGUCGGCAGUGAGUGUUCUUGGUCUCCUUCGCGGCUCACCCUGAUCUCGAGGACUCUCGAAGAAGAGUGUUUCUGGAGGAACGUGAUCAUAUGCACUACCUUGGCACUCAUCUAUUUUGCUUCCGUUGGAACCAUGUUUGUGUGCGAGCGUAUCAAUGGAAACUCAACUUUGACCUGCAGAAACGAAACCGCCGACAGUGCCCUCUGUUGUUAUCCCCAGUACUACGUUUUCACAUGGAUCCUAUGCAUGGUCGCGUGUUCGGCAUUCAUCAAGCUCAACUUCCUCAUCAAGGUUGCCCUGCUUACAGUGAUGACAGUUGCAGACAUACUGCUUGUAAAGGGGCUGUACGCAGACGUCUUCAGGAGGUCGCACAAGGGAUAUGGAGUGAUAGUAUCUGCUGACGACCGAAUGCCCAUCUUGAUUGCUGUAUUUUUCUACAUCGUUGUCUACCACUGCAGAUUGACAGAAGCGACAUCCCGGUUAGACUUUUUAUGGAAACGUCAAGCCCAGACGGACUUGCAAAGCAUGCGAGAAAUAUGCAGCUACAAUACUCAAUUGCUGAGAAACGUCCUCCCAGACCACGUCGCCACAUAUUUUUUAACGCACGACAGAAAAAACGAGGAACUCUAUGCACAGUCGUACGUUUCCUGCGGCGUGCUUUUUGCAUCUAUCCCUAAUUUUGCAAGUUUCUAUUCAGAAGACAUCAACAAUGGUGUUGAGUGCAUCAGACUGUUGAAUGAGAUCAUCUUCGAUUUUGACCAGUUGUUAGACGAUGAACGUUUCCAAAGCAUAGAAAAAAUCAAGACAAUCAGCAGUACCUACAUGGCCGCGUCGGGAUUAAAUCCCAAAGAUCAGAACGUGUGCGAGUGGGUGCACAUAACGGCUUUGGUGGAUUUCGCUUUUUCGAUGAAGGAGGCGUUGGAAGACGUCAAUAAGCAUUCCUUCAACAGCUUCAAGCUACGUGUAGGGAUUAGUCACGGCCCUCUGGUAGGAGGUGUGAUUGGCGCCAAGAAACCCGUGUACGACAUAUGGGGGAACACAGUGAAUGAAGCCAGUCGCAUGGAUUCGACGGGCACUAUGGAUCACAUCCAAGUUCCAAAGGCAACGGCGCAGCUUCUGGAGGAACACGGCUACAACGUCCAACCAAGAGGCCUCGUGCCGGUCAAGGGCAAGGGGACGAUGGAAACGUACUAUAUAUUGGGCAAAAGGAUCGCGAGGGUGCGUUCUAUGAACCGGCAUCCUAGCACACGAAGCACUCUUGCCGCGUUUGUCUAUGGACUCGUGCAGGCCAGGAAGAAACAGGCGUUGGGAUCGAGCUUGAGCGUGCCGAGUCCACGGAACCGUGCCACGCCUGGAUCUUUCGUUCGCAAGCAGAAGCUGCACCGGAUGCUGUCCGAGACGCCCAACUCUGACCGCAAGAGAAACAGUCGUCUGAGAGAGAGAAGGAUGACAGAGACGGCAGUAACUCUUCCACCGCAACACCAAUCCGACACCACCACCAUCACGAGGCAGGCCACCACGUCAUCUGUCUGCAAAGACACACGGAAGUCGUCUGUAAAUGACAUCGUCCCAUCGUCAUCCACGUCAUUCUGAUGAUCAGCGUUACCAUCUAGUACCUAGCACAUCUACAACAUUCCAUUGUCAAAUACUGUGAUGCAAUUGUUACGGGCGUGACAAAGAGACAGACAGAAAUACACGGACGCGACAUUUUUACUUUGUUGACCGAACGUUGUCAGUGCUCUCGUUAUGGCGUAAUGCUAAAUUGUUGAGCCAAUGACGAAAUAUUAGACGACGAAGUGUAUUCGGUGAGCCGUUCAAGUGUUACGAGACUAAAUAAAUAAACAAAAGUGUAAUUCUUUA
Messenger RNA from Ornithodoros turicata, 4537 nucleotides. RefSeq names its product adenylyl cyclase 78C-like (gene Adcy8). Gene Ontology annotation, molecular function: adenylate cyclase activity. Gene Ontology annotation, biological process: intracellular signal transduction; adenylate cyclase-activating G protein-coupled receptor signaling pathway; cAMP biosynthetic process. The record is from RefSeq and is a predicted model, not a curated record. Bases 266 to 4270 code for a protein of 1334 amino acids. The transcript is spliced from 24 exons. NCBI's taxonomy places the organism in Eukaryota, Metazoa, Arthropoda, Arachnida, Ixodida, Argasidae. Gene Ontology annotation, cellular component: plasma membrane.